AGCGACGGGGGUCACGGCGGGGGUCAGAGGGUAAAGGUCUUGCUCCCAGCAGCCUCCGCGGUGGAUACGUCGCCAUCUUGGAUCCGCGGGACAAGAAAAUUCAUGCGAGGGAGAACUGGUGGGCGGUCCUUCCUGUGACACGACCCUUGAGUGACAGUUCUAUUUGAUUGCCUCCAGUACUGUGAGGAAAGGACACGACUCUAUGGUGAGGACUGAUGGACAUACAUUAUCUGAGAAAAGAAACUACCAGCCUCCAGCUCUGAGCUUUCCCAUCCCCAGAGUAGCAAAUGUUGAAAGAAGUUGCACAGGUGACAAACAGCAUGUUUGGUGCUUCAAGAAAGAAGUUUGUAGAGGGGGUGGACAGCGACUACCAUGAUGAAAACAUGUACUACAGCCAGUCUUCUAUGUUCCCACAUCGGUCAGAGAAAGAUAUGCUGGCAUCACCAUCUACAUCAGGUCAGCUGUCUCAAUUUGGGGCAAGUUUAUACGGGCAACAAAGUGCACUAGGCCUUCCAAUGAGGGGGAUGAGCAACAAUACCCCUCAGUUAAAUCGCAGCUUAUCACAAGGCACUCAGUUACCGAGCCACGUCACGCCAACAACAGGGGUACCAACAAUGUCACUUCACACGCCUCCAUCUCCAAGCAGGGGUAUUUUGCCUAUGAAUCCUAGGAAUAUGAUGAACCACUCCCAGGUUGGUCAGGGCAUUGGAAUUCCUAGCAGGACAAAUAGCAUGAGCAGUUCAGGGUUAGGUAGCCCCAACAGAAGCUCGCCAAGCAUAAUAUGUAUGCCAAAGCAGCAGCCUUCUCGACAGCCUUUUACUGUGAACAGUAUGUCUGGAUUUGGAAUGAACAGGAAUCAGGCAUUUGGAAUGAAUAACUCCUUAUCAAGUAACAUUUUUAAUGGAACAGACGGCAGUGAAAAUGUGACAGGAUUGGACCUUUCAGAUUUCCCAGCAUUAGCAGACCGGAAUAGAAGGGAAGGAAGUGGCAACCCAACUCCAUUAAUAAACCCCUUGGCUGGAAGAGCCCCUUACGUUGGAAUGGUAACAAAACCUGCAAAUGAGCAAUCCCAGGACUUCUCAAUACACAACGAAGAUUUCCCAGCACUACCUGGCUCCAGCUAUAAAGACCCAACGUCGAGUAAUGACGACAGCAAGUCUAAUUUGAGUACAUCGGGGAAGACGACUUCAAGUACAGAUGGGCCCAAAUUUCCUGGAGAUAAAAGUUCAACAACACAAAACAAUAAUCAGCAGAAAAAGGGGAUCCAGGUGUUACCUGAUGGUCGAGUUACUAACAUUCCUCAAGGGAUGGUGACGGACCAAUUUGGAAUGAUUGGCCUGUUAACAUUUAUCAGGGCAGCAGAGACAGACCCGGGAAUGGUACAUCUUGCUUUAGGAAGUGACUUAACAACAUUAGGCCUCAAUCUGAACUCACCCGAAAAUCUCUACCCCAAAUUUGCAUCACCCUGGGCUUCUUCACCUUGUCGACCUCAAGAUAUAGACUUCCAUGUUCCGUCAGAAUAUUUAACAAACAUUCACAUUAGGGAUAAGCUGGCUGCAAUCAAACUUGGCCGAUAUGGAGAAGACCUCCUCUUCUAUCUCUAUUACAUGAACGGAGGAGACGUAUUACAACUCUUAGCUGCAGUAGAGCUUUUUAACCGUGAUUGGAGAUACCACAAGGAGGAGCGGGUAUGGAUUACCAGGGCACCAGGCAUGGAGCCAACGAUGAAAACCAACACAUAUGAGCGAGGAACCUACUACUUCUUUGACUGUCUCAACUGGAGGAAAGUAGCUAAGGAGUUCCAUCUGGAAUAUGACAAGUUAGAAGAGCGGCCUCACCUGCCGUCCACCUUCAACUACAACCCUGCUCAGCAAGCCUUCUGAAAAGACUCCCUUUUCUUGGGGUAUGGCUGUCUCAGCACAAUACUCGACAUAACUGCAGAACUGAUGUGGCUCAGGCACCCUGGUUUAAUUCCUUGAGGAUCUGGCAAUUGGCUUACAUAAAGGGUCACCAUUUGAGGUCCUGCCUUACCAAUUAUGUGCUGCCCAACAACUAAAUUUGUACUUUGUUUUCUCUAGUUUGAGCAGGGUCUGAAUUUUCUCAUUUAUUUUCUUUUUGCCAGCAGACAGACUUGGGUCUAUAAAGACAAGCAAGUACACUGACAGAAGUUACCAUUUAGUUUCUUAAAUGUAAAAAAAGAAAACCCACAAAAGACUCAACAAAAUUAGACCACAAAAUUUGCAUUGUUCAUUGUAGCACUAUUGGUAAUAAAAGAGCAGAUGUUUGUGCGUUUUGAUGUGGAGAUCCUUCUCGUAUUUCAUUUGGAAAGAUGAGCAAGGUCUGCUUCUUUCUUUUUACUUCCCCUUGUGUUUCUGAAAGGCAGUUUCUCCAGGCUUACUGCAAGAAUAUGACUGUAGAGAGAUUACCACAGUCUCUGGUGGCUCCAGGGCUGUGUUGUUACUGAGCUUCAUCUUUCCAGAAUGAGCAAAACACUGUCCAGUCUUUGUUACGAUUUUGUAAUAAAUGUGUACAUUUUUUUUAAAUUUUGGACAUCACAUGAAUAAAGGUAUGUAUGUACGAAUGUGUAUAUAUUAUAUAUAUGACAUCUAUUUUGGAAAAUGUUUGCCCUGCUGUACCUCAUUUUUAGGAGGUGUGCAUGGAUGCAAUAUAUGAAAAUGGGACAUUCUGGAACUGCUGGUCAGGGGACUUUGUCGCCCUGUGCACUAAAGGGCCAGAUUUUCAGCAGCCAAGGACAUCCAUACCCAAGUGAAUGUGAUGGGGCUUCAAGACGUGAACUGAGACAAUUCACUCUGGCUGUGUGAACAGCAGCGUUUCAUAGGAAGAGAAAAAAGAUCAAUCUUGUAUUUUCUGACCACAUAAAGGCUUCUUCUCUUUGUAAUAAAGUAGAAAAGCUCUCCUCA
Messenger RNA from Rattus rattus (black rat), 2921 nucleotides. It is a transcript of the gene Cnot2, whose product is annotated as CCR4-NOT transcription complex subunit 2. Gene Ontology annotation, cellular component: P-body; CCR4-NOT core complex. The transcript has 17 exons. The coding region runs from base 288 to 1883 and encodes 531 amino acids. Gene Ontology annotation, biological process: regulation of DNA-templated transcription; nuclear-transcribed mRNA poly(A) tail shortening; regulation of stem cell population maintenance. Lineage: Eukaryota; Metazoa; Chordata; Mammalia; Rodentia; Muridae. The record is from RefSeq and is a predicted model, not a curated record.